UUUACCCGCAUUCUAUCAAAUUUAUUGCCAUAGAAAUUUCAACCCAUUCACAUUUUUAUUACUUUUUGUUUGUGUAUGUAGUUGACCUGCAACAAUUCUAGUCAAAAAAAAUUUUUUUUUUGCAAUUUUCUGAUGUUUUGAGGCCGAAAAAUGACGAAAAUCAUCGUGAUUGGAGCUGGCGUGAGCGGAAUUGCCGCAGCGACAAAAUUACUUGAAAAUGGUUUCCGAAAUCUGCUGGUACUUGAAGGCGAAUCACGUAUCGGCGGUCGCGUUCACACAAUCCCGUUCGCAUCGAAUGUCGUUGAUCUCGGGGCUCAAUGGUGUCACGGCGAAAAAGAUAAUGUCGUGUUUCAGCUGGCAAAUCCGCAUGGUUUCUUCUCUUCUGCAACCACAAAAUACGAUAAUUUUGCGUGUAUCAAGUCCAAUGGAGACGUUGUCGAUGAAAAAAUCAGUUCGCGUUUGUGCGAAAUGGCAAUUGGCAUUUUGGAGGGCAACAAAGACGAACUAAAAACUUAUUUGGGAUCGUUGGGCAGCUUCAUUGUGGAAAAAUACGGAAAAUUAUUGGAAACGGAGCAAUAUAAGGACAUCGAUAAGAACACUGCCUACCAAUUUUUGGAUUUUUUCCAUCGUUACGAGAAUUCGAUCGAAGCUUCAGACACUUGGUAUGACACGUCAGCACGGGGAUACCUCCAUUAUUGGGAUUGUGAUGGCGAUCGGCUGCUAAAUUGGAAGGAUCGGGGUUACAAAACUAUUUUAGACCUCCUGAUGAAAAAAAUUCCGAAUCCCACGAACGCUUUUGACAUCGAAGACAAGAUUUUGCUCAAUAAAACAGUCACUAAAAUCGAUUAUGGCAGAAAUGAUGGCUUCGUAAACGUCCAAUGUGCUGAUGGGACGUCAUAUUUAGCUAAUCACGUGAUAUCCACAGUGUCUCUUGGGGUCCUAAAAGAAAAUUACCUUUCGAUGUUUGAGCCUGCCCUUCCACGCUACAAAGUGAAUGCCAUUCAAGGUCUCGGCAUCGGAACUGUCGAUAAGAUCUAUUUGGAGUUUGAAAAGCCUUUUUGGAGUGACAAUUGGCAAGGAUUCAGUCUCCUAUGGGAACAAUCCGACAUGGAAGAAGUUAAGAAACGCUCCGCUUGGCUGCAGGACGUCUUCGGAUUCUACAUUGUCGAUUUCCAACCAAAUAUUUUGUGUGGAUGGAUCUCGGGACCGCGUGCCAGAAUGAUGGAAAUGGCGAGCGAAGAUGAAAUUAGACGCGAUGUCAUGUUUUUGCUCCGAAAAUUUCUGAAAACUGACGUUCCUGAACCGAAACGCGUUCUCACAUCAUCUUGGUACUCGAAUCCCCAUUUCCGUGGAUCAUAUUCCUUCCGUUCUGUCACUACAGAUUUGUUGCAAACAUCAGCGGCGGAUUUAGCGAAGCCUUUAACGAACUCUCAAGGUGUUCCAAUUUUGCAAUUUGCGGGUGAAGCAACUCACGAUCACUAUUAUUCGACUGUGCACGGAGCUCUCGAGACUGGUUGGAGAGAAGCUGGAAGGAUUAUUGAUUUUUACAAGAGACCACUUUCGAACUUGUGAACGACGAAAAUUGUUUAUUUGGUGAAGGAACGAGGGUUUUUUGGGAUUUUUUUGGUUUCUUUGAGCAUGUUACCUUUGAAGUAUUCAAAUAAAGUUCAUUAUUUUCUUUUAAACUUCUGUUUUUUCUCUUUUUCCUUUGAUUUUUGACCCAAAAACUGAUUUUUCUUCAAUUUUUUUGUAGCAACGUCACCUUUGA
Culicoides brevitarsis is the source of this 1768-nucleotide messenger RNA. RefSeq names its product spermine oxidase-like. Bases 151 to 1572 code for a protein of 473 amino acids. The transcript is spliced from 7 exons. The record is from RefSeq and is a predicted model, not a curated record. Gene Ontology annotation, molecular function: polyamine oxidase activity. Lineage: Eukaryota; Metazoa; Arthropoda; Insecta; Diptera; Ceratopogonidae.